CGUAACUGUUCUAUUUCCCCGUUCGAGUCGGCUGUGAAUUCAACACGCUUUACCGAUAUUUAAAAGAGUGGAAAGUUCUCAACAAGAACAGCUCAUAUCAAAUACGAGGUUAACAUCCACCUGAACUAGACAAAUACACUAAAUCAAAAUGGAAAACCAAAAUGAAGGAAAACCAAUCAUAUUCACAGAUAAAUCAGGAAAUGAAUUUAAAGCGAUGGAAUUAGACGGAAUACCGCUACCACCGUUUCCUGAAGCGAUUCUAGGUAACUCAUAUGGAGAACAUUUCAGGAAGCUUAGAGAACUGAAUAUAAGAGAUAAUGAUGUCAUUGUGUGUGCUUAUCCCAAAGCAGGUACUCAUUGGAUCUGGGAAGUGAUUCAGAUGUUGAGAGGUCAAACAACAGAAUACCAUAAACAAAUUAAAGAGCAGCAAAUGUUAGAAGCUACGAAUGUUGAUAGAAUUGAAGCCGAACCAUCACCACGACUUCUUAAUUCACAUUUAUGGCCACGGCAUUUACCUAAACAAAUAUUUGAAAAGAAAACCAAAAUAAUUUACCUCACUCGUAAUCCUAAAGACACGGCAGUUUCCAUGUUUUUUCAUUAUAAAGCCGCAGAAAAAGCACUUAAUUACCAUGGGAAUUUAAGUGAUUUUGUUGAUCUUUACGUCAAUAAACGAUUACCUUUUGGUCUAUGGUAUGAUUAUGUUCUAGAAUGGGAAAGGUUCUUUAAAACAACUGAAAAUCCAUUUUAUCAGUUCUCUUAUGAGGACAUGCAACAGAAUCCCGUAGAUCAUGUAAAAGGUUUGGCUAAAUUUCUAGAAAUUAAUGUAUCUGAUGAAUUAUGUGAAGCUAUAGUAGACGCAUGUUCCUUUAAUAAACUUAAGAAAGCCAAUGAUGAAGUGAAAGAUGACUUUCUAAAACAUCUUUUGAAAGAAGGGUAUUCAAUGUAUAGAAAAGGUAAAGUUGGUGAUUGGAAGAAUUGGUUAACUGUGGCUGAUAGUGAAUCUAUUGAUCAAAUGACAGCUAAACGAAUGAAAGACAGUCAAAUACAAUUGAAAUAUACAAUUUAAAUAUAUAAAUAUAUAUACAUUGUUAAAACUAUACAUUUUUAUACAGUGAUUGAUAAUAGAGGUGAUAUUUUGUAGAAUUCAAACAAAAAAGCUCAACACGAUUAAGAAUUUACAUUAGUUGAGAACGUGGUUUUGUUUGUUAUUGAUAUUGAAAACGUGUAUACCAGUUCUUAAAAUUUUAAAAUAAAAUUAAGAAAUUUUUACGGACAAUUUUUAUAAUCUAUGUAUUACAAUUCUCCUGGUUCCACACAAGUGAACAUCCUAAAAUAUAAUGGCGUUUUAUUUUGAAAAUGACCGAAGUAAUGUAAUUAAAACUACCUUACUUUUCAUUUUUUUUUUAAAAUUCAGAGUUUGAUUCAUUGUUAAAGACGCCGAAAAUGCCACUGUUCGAACAUAUUUCCACUUUUUCAAUGUGCCAUUCAGAAGCGGAUUAUAGCGGAGUCACAGAGAGGCUUUACGUCCACUUGAAUAAACUAGGUCAUUUUAGGACUAACAUGGUUCAAUUUUCAAUUUCAAAAAUGUGUUGUGGGUACUGAUUCAUGCAGGUAUUAAAAGCAUAUAUUCCCAAAACAGUAUCCAUCAUUCCAGCCGAAUUUGAGUCUGGACAAAAGAGAAUUGUUAAUUGGCAUGCCGUAUAAAGUUCACGUAAUGACUUAUUUAAAUGAUUAUAGCAAGUAAAAUCCCAAAUUAACAUCUAGUGUUCUAGUGUUUUUGUGGUCAUUGAAGUGCGAUAUUAGAAGCAUUUGUGAAGCGAUUUGAUAGUAUCCGGUUAUCAUUAUUUGUGCUUGACAACGAUAAGAUUAAACUGGAUACUUAUCAAAACGUCGUUUCUGUGUAUAAUUAUAAUA
Patella vulgata (common limpet) is the source of this 1914-nucleotide messenger RNA. RefSeq names its product sulfotransferase 1B1-like. Gene Ontology annotation, cellular component: cytoplasm. Lineage: Eukaryota; Metazoa; Mollusca; Gastropoda; Patellidae. Gene Ontology annotation, molecular function: sulfotransferase activity. Bases 149 to 1066 code for a protein of 305 amino acids. Gene Ontology annotation, biological process: sulfation. The transcript is spliced from 6 exons. The record is from RefSeq and is a predicted model, not a curated record.